AUGGCACGUCAAUCUAAUGCCACGCUGCGGACCAAGACUGGAUGUUUGACCUGCCGCAUGCGACGGAAGAAAUGCAACGAAGUAAGGCCCAAGUGUGAAAAAUGCAUCAAAUCCAACCGAGUGUGUACUUGGCCUGCCGAAGACGAGUUGUUCGACCGGCGACAUAGGCGAACUUCGAGGUCUCCCGCAUCACCGUCGCCGGCUGAGUCGCCAAAAAGCAUCACGGUUGGAAGACGCCUCUCGAGCAGCAGCAAAGACAGCGCAGGCACUGAUGCAUCGCCGUUCUUUGUUUGUCGCGAGAUCUCUUUCAACUCUGACCUCUUCAAUUCGCCCAUGCUCAAAUCCGACCUUGAAGUUGCUUGUUGUCGCCACUUUCUCGAUGGGUUCCUCCCACUACUCAUACUGUCCAAUACGCAUCCAGGCUUCCAGUCCCAGCUGAUUCCGGAGAUGGUGGGAAUGCUUCUGCAAUUUGAGGGCAUGAAAGACGUUGCGCUGGCUUGUGGUGCGUCACGAAUGCAUCUUCUCACCGGAAGUGCGCAAAUGCAUGAGGCCGGACUCAGAUACUAUGCUCGUGCCGUGUCUGAGGUCAAUCGCUCUCUCAGCAAGAUCGACUGGGGUCGAGAUGAUUUCAAUGACGCCCUGCUAGUAGCCAUCAUCCAUUUAUACAUCCACGGGGUCUUCGAUAUUGGGACCAACAAGGACAUCGGCAAGCAUGUCAGGGGAGCAAUCCAGCUCAUGAAACUCCGAUGGACGCAUUCGCGAAGACCUCCUAUGCCACGCCCGAUUCAUCGUAUCAUUUGGGAAAGCAUCCUUUAUCAAGUCUUUCGCCGGACGGUCAACCGGCCAUUUGCCGUAGACUUUCAGCCCGACUUUGAGUUCUGCGCACGGGCACAAGAGACGCUGCAGUCCUUGACAUUUCCGGACGCUUCACCUGCCGACAAUAGCCCCGUGAUAGGUUUCCCUUUGGCGCUCCAAAAGUUGAUUAUUGAGAUUGUCCAAGUCUGCAAAAGCCCAACGAAAGCCGAGCCUGAAUUACUAGAUGUUCUCGGGCGUGAAAUGUCAUUUUGGGAGAAGACAAUCCUAGAAGAGGGUCAUUGCGUCAAGGAAUGUGACUCGUGGUCAGUGGGAACAGCUGCUGAACGAGCCCGUAUCUUCCACCAACACUCGACCAGCUUGCACAUUCUCGCGGCCUCCCUCCUCCUGGACUGGGUAUCCAGAGCACAUGAGGUGUCGGAGACCACAUCUCUGCUUCCACCAGUGGUCGAUACAUGGCAGGUUCGCAGGGGACUGGAGAUCUUGCAGUGUCCACAAGCCAAUGAAGAGUGGUCGAGGUGUUAUCUUGGAUCGUGGCCAACCUUGAUAUUUGGCUAUGCUGUUGACAAGCCCGAGGACAUCGCACUCAUCCGACGUGACUUAAGGCAACGGUUCCACCAGCUGUAUUCAGGGGAGGAGUUGCUUUUCCUGGAGGAGCUGGAGUCAGUCUGGCGUACGCGGGGGGUUUCGUGA
Messenger RNA from Fonsecaea nubica, 1506 nucleotides. RefSeq lists its product as hypothetical. Gene Ontology annotation, molecular function: zinc ion binding; DNA-binding transcription factor activity, RNA polymerase II-specific. Gene Ontology annotation, biological process: regulation of DNA-templated transcription. Lineage: Eukaryota; Fungi; Ascomycota; Eurotiomycetes; Chaetothyriales; Herpotrichiellaceae. The transcript has 3 exons. The record is from RefSeq and is a predicted model, not a curated record. Bases 1 to 1506 code for a protein of 501 amino acids.